This is a messenger RNA of Notodromas monacha, 770 nucleotides long. NCBI's taxonomy places the organism in Eukaryota, Metazoa, Arthropoda, Ostracoda, Podocopida, Cyprididae. The record is from the annotation of a GenBank genome assembly.
AUGAUCCCUGGGUCAUCUGAUGUAGUCCAUCAUCAACCAGAAAGGACAUGGUUAUUGGCCUUGCAUGGGAAAAGCUGCCACGUCCAGGUGUGGCAGUACGCCGAUUUUCUUGAGAGCAACCUCAAUUUGUCGGAAAUUAGCCCAGAAAAGGCUGACUAUUGUGUUCCUGACGGUGGGAUUGAGGAAGGUCUCAAGGAAGGAGGCAAUUCACCUGCAUGGACCACCUGGACAGAAGAUUUCUACUCCAUCAGGAAGAAGGGUGUUCAUUUGCUGGACAUAUUAAGGAAACAAGCCAGCUCCAUGGACCCACUGGACAGAAGAUACACACUACAUCAGGAAGAGUGGGGUUCAUCAUUUGCUGCCAGGACAUCUUACAAUUUAUUGCAUGUAUUGGCAUUUUAUUGUGUUUGAGCCAUUUUAAAAGUGCUGAUUUCUUUAAAGUUUUGGAAAAUAUUAUCUUUGUUCAUGUGUAGGAGGCAGAGCUCUUAUAGUUUCUUUAAACUCUUUAUAUCAUUCAUUUCCAUAAAAAUUGGAAUCAUUUAAUGAUGUAUUCAAAAGUGUUGUCAAGAAUGAUAAACAGACUCCUGCUUCAAAGCUCAUUAAAAAAUAACAGUCAUGUAGACUUGUUCUGUGAUUUCAGUUUCAAAAAAGUGCAUGUUCCAGUUUAUCUUGUGUCGGCUCAGUUUUUUAUUACUGUCAAUUUCAUGAAAAACUUGUCUUGUUUGAAUGUAUUUCCUUUUGUUUGUAAAUAAAAUCUACUUUUGAGGAAA